Molecule: messenger RNA, 6319 nt
Organism: Monopterus albus (swamp eel)
Lineage: Eukaryota; Metazoa; Chordata; Actinopteri; Synbranchiformes; Synbranchidae
Gene: btbd7
Product: BTB (POZ) domain containing 7
Exons: 11
Coding region: 487-3852 (1121 amino acids)
Biological process (GO): morphogenesis of a branching epithelium
Molecular function (GO): protein binding
Source: RefSeq, a predicted model, not a curated record
ACGGGUAUGGUUGGGAUAGGCCAUAACAACCACCCAACAAGGCGUUGUGCAACUAUGGGGGAAUACCGAACCGAACCGAGAGUAAAAUGGCUUUGGUUUAGUUUUUAGUCUAACUGAAUGAAUUCCUUUGGCCGGAAGUCGACGUAGUGGUAAAUUAUAUCAUAUUUAGGCAUCAAAUGUGGACGUUGACGUCGAGCCGUGCGUAAUGAGCAGAGUUGGAAAAAGAAGGUGUUGAGCUGCAUUUUUUCUCUCCCUGCCAGAGACAACUUGGUUCGGAGUACCGUUUAAACUACGGGGUUAUACAAAGAAAGAUAAUGACUACGAAGCUCUCCAUUUUCUGGCAUGACAGGCUGGGCCAGGGGCUCUGAGGGCAGUUCAGAGGAUCUGUGCCUGACCCACGACUAAGGACAGAGAGGAAUACGUUGUCUGAGCAGAAUGACUCAGCAAGAGGGGGGACCCCCAAAUAGCAAGUGAAGAGAAGUGAGGAUGGGUGCCAAUGGAUCCAGCUAUCCACACUCAUGCUCCCCACGCAUCGGGGGGAAUGCACAGGCACAGCAGACAUUUAUAGGGACCUCAUCCUACUCUCAGCAGGGAUAUGGCUGGGAGUCUAAGCUAUACAGCCUGGAGCAUGGCCAUGAACGGCCCACAGACAGGAAGAAGAAGAGCCUUGGUCUGGCAACCCUCAAACGGAGGUUCAUCAAAAGGAGGAAGUCCGGUCGCUCAGCAGAUCAUGCACGGCAGAUGCGGGAGCUUUUAUCAGGGUGGGAUGUCCGUGACACAAAUGCCCUGGUGGAGGAGUAUGAGGGAACAGCAGCUCUUAAGGAGCUGAGCUUUCAGGCCAGCCAGGCCCGUGCUGAGGCUCCCAGCUUGCAGCGUGAUCUUGCUGCCCUCUACCAGCACAAGUACUGUACUGAUGUGGACCUCAUCUUCCAAGGUACUUGCUUUCCAGCUCACCGAGCCAUCCUGGCUGUCCGAUGCCCCUUUUUCAAGACUCUGCUGUCCUCGUCUCCUGGCUAUGGAGCAGAGGUUCUCAUGGAUGUUGAGACAGCUGGCAUUGAUGUGCCCAUGUUCUCUGCCCUUCUUCACUACUUGUACACUGGGGAGUUUGGGGUGGGUGGAGCGGAGGAUACCAGGCUGCAGAAUGUGGAUGUACUGGUACAGCUCAGUGAGGAGUUCGGUACGCCCAACUCCCUGGAGGCAGAUAUGAAGGGCUUGUUUGACUACAUGUGUUACUACGAUGCUCUGCUCAGCUUCUCUUUGGACUCUGAAAUAGUAGAGAGUUGUAAUGAGAGAGGAGCUGUGGCUGCAGCACUAACGGGGGGCUCAGGGGGCAGUGGGACCCCUGGGACGCCAGAUGAAGACCUUAGGGCUCACAAGGCCAUUCUUUCAGCACGUUCUCCUUUCUUUAGAAACCUUUUGCAGAGACGUAUCCGCACAGGAGAGGAAAUGACAGAGCGUACAUUACAGACACCCACUCGCAUAGUACUAGAUGAAUCUAUCAUCCCACGGAAAUAUGUGCAGGUUAUUCUUCAUUGCAUGUACACAGAUGUGGUGGAUCUUGGGCUGGUGCUGCGGGGCAGCCCCUCAGCAAGCAGCCUCGGUGAGGUGCAAGCCCUUGUGUCAGGGGGUCGUGGGGCCAGCACACGGACUGAGGAGGCCAUGGAGUUGUACCAUAUUGCUCUAUUCUUGGAGUUUAGUAUGCUAGCUCAAGGCUGUGAGGACAUUGUUUUGGAAAGCUUGUCUUUAGACUCACUCGUCCCCAUCUUGAAGUGGAGCUCCCAGCCGUAUGGUUCCAAGUGGGUCCACAGGCAGGCCAUGCACUUCCUUUGCGAGGAGUUUAGUCAGAUUGUCACCUCAGAUGUUCUCUACGAGCUUAACAAAGAGCACCUUCUCAGUGCAAUUCAGUCUGACUAUCUACAGGCAAGUGAACAGGACAUUCUCAAGUAUGUUAUUAAGUGGGGCGAGCAGCAGCUUAUUAAGAGGAUGGCAGACAGGGAGCCCAACCUGCUGAGUGGCACAGCUCAUAGUGUAAACAAGAGGGGAGUCAAAAGGAGAGACCUGGAUGUGGAGGAGCUAAAGGAGAUCCUGUCUCCACUCCUGCCCUUCAUCCGCACUGAGCACAUCUUACCUCCCAACAGUGAUGUCCUCGCUGAUGCGCUUAAAAGGGGUUUGAUAAGCACCCCUCCUUCAGACAUGCUGCCCACACCUGAGGGGGGAAAGUCUAAUGCCUGGUUACGGCAGAAGAACGCUGGCAUCUAUGUGCGCCCCCGUCUUUUCUCUCCUUAUGUGGAGGAGGCUAAGUCUGUACUUGAUGAAAUCAUGGUGGAGCAGACAGAUCUGGUGCGUUUGCGACUAGUGCGAAUGUCCAAUGUCCCAGACACACUCUAUAUGGUCAACAACACUGUGCCUCAGUGCUGUCACAUGAUUAAUCAUCAGCAAAUGGCAAGCAAUUCAACCUCAGUUCCAUCAGUUGUGGCCAAUGAAAUUCCAGUGCCUCCACUGUCGGUGGUGAAGGAGAUGAUCCGGAGGCUGCAGGAACUGAGACACACAGAGCAGGUCCAGAGAGCUUAUGCCCUGAACUGUGGUGAAGGAGCCACUGUCAGCUACGAGCUACAGCUGCGCGUACUGAGGGAGUUUGGUCUGGCAGACGGCGCCACUGAGCUAUUGCAGAAUCCAUACAAAUUCUUCCCUGAUGAACGGUUUGGAGAUGAGAGUCCACUUCUGGCUCUGCGCCAGGUGGGUCGUUGUCGGGUGAACAGCAGCCCAGCCAUGGAUAGCAUGUUCACAGAUCUGGAAGGGAUAGCAGGCUUCCACCCUCCUUUACCUCCUCCACCUCCCCCAUACCACCCCCCUACCACACCCAGCCAUGCUCAGCUCAAGGGUGCCUGGCGACCUCGUGUGCCCAUACCGACCCCCACCCGUUCCUUCUCCUACCCCUGCAAUCGCACCUUGAUCCAGCGGCAUGCAGCCGCCAAGCAUGGCAGCUCAGAUUACUCCUCUGUGCCCAGGGCCCAGCCCCCAGACUGCACCAACCCUCAGACUAUGGGCCGAGCUUUGCUUUCAGACCAGCAAGCGAUGAGUGUGGAGCCUGUUAUGAGGGAAUUCAUGCCUGACAUCGCCCUGGGUGUCUCAGUCAUGUCUCUUAGGGAGCAGCACAUGGUAGAGAUGGACAGAGAUGGCCCUCACAGCCCCAUGGGCCCCUCAGGGCACCAUCUGUCCCAUGGACCUUGUCCCUCUGCCCGCCUCAGCCAUGGCCAUGGUCCUGGACAUGGCCAUUCCUGCAAGAGACACGCUCCUGAACCUAAACUGGAGGCUCAAGCAGAGUUCCCUGACCUGUAUGACUUUUCCUGCCGACCUGCAACCCCAACAUCCGCUCACCCUCUGCCCUCCUUUGCAGGACCAGACCUCUACAGCCACAGCUGUACCCCCUCCAGCUCCUAUCCACCGCCCUACAUUUCUGACUCUCAGGCCCAGGGCCACCUGCAGGGACGUACUGCCCCAGACCCACUGCGACUGGAUGUCCUCAGUAUGGCCUCUCAGAGGCAUGAUGGAGUCCUUGCAAGCCCCUCUGGGGCCCAGCCUAGAAUGGGACAUAUCCCGAGAGGUCGAUCAAAUGAGACAGACCUGACUCAUGGCUUAGGCCACUUACGGUCCUCGAGUGGAAAUGUAGACCGCUAUGAGGAGAGGCACACAGGACCUAGAGACACUCCAGAAGAGAUGGUUCUAGGUGGAGAAUUGUCAGGCCCGGGGGCCCUCCAACAGUCUCAAAGGAAUAGUGUCAGCGAGGAGAUUGCCAGAGACCGCAGGUCCCCCAGCAAGCCUGACUACCCUUAUAAGAAAUCUGCACUUUAACGCCAGCUGAGGAUCUGGAGUUGAGUUAAGAAAAGAGAAAAGUGAUGUGUGACUGUCCUUCAUAAUGAAUAGCAAAGCACUAAAUGCGUGCCUGCGUAUGUGUGUUUGAGAGGAGCAGGGAUAGGGGUUGGUCAAUGGUUGCUAUUUAUAGGAUGUCCUUUUGUCCUACCUCUGUCACACUGUGCUAUCCAUCACACAGAUUAUGGAAAGAGUAAGAGUUGUAGGUUAACUAUCAAUACUUGUAAUUGAGCUCUGCAAGCCUGCCUGGUCCUGCUGUUUUAGAGGAUGACUUGGGCUCCACAGGGAUGGAUUGGUCUUUUUAGGUUGUUUUUUAAAGGAAGAGGUUAGCUCUGUGCUGUGUGAAUCCUACACGGGGAGGUCACAACACUAGAUGUAGCUCAGUUAUAAACUGAUGGUUUAACAGAAAAUAUAUUCAUAAGCUUUGUUACCUCUUGAUUAUUUCCAGCACAGAAUGGGGAGAUGGCUAAGUUGGAAUCUCAAUUUAUACAAAAACAGUGGCACACAGUCCAGGACAGAGCAUUUUGAUUAAAUCAUAUGUAAAUAUGUCUGGCUGUAUUCUUUUUCACCCAUGACUUGUAUUUCCAUUUCUUCUUGUAAUAUGCCUACAGUAACCCACCUGACUAGUUUUCCCCUUCUGGCCAUGGUUCAGCUGUGCUGAUCAGUAAUGGGCCAAGGUUUGGUCACACAAAGCAGGACUAGGAUCUGACAGAAAGCAGGUCCUUUUAGUGGUUGUCAUUCUCCAGUAACCCAGUCUGAUAAUUAUGUCAGGCUUUAUCUUAACACAGCCUCUCAGUGUGUAGCUUAGAAGCAGAAGCCUGAGCGGGGAAGGCAGGAGGAUCGCGGGCAGGUUCAUUACUGACAUACAGUAGAAAAUUUUGGGGUACCAUGGCAACUGACAUACAGUGAUUAAACGGAGUGCUGGGUGUUUGUUGGUUUUGCCUCUGGACUAGGUGUAUGUACGUGAGGAUUACAUUGAUACACAGGUGUUAGACAAUCUCAGUACUGUACACUCCCCUUUUUAGUCAGGUCUGUUUGUACAUAUCAGAGUGUGAGAGGAUUAAACAGUCACUGGCACAGGGUGUGGUAGUCAGUGUGCUAGAGCUCCCUCUUGUUCUGUUUAAUCCAAUAGCAUCAAGUAAUCUAAUCUAAGGCCUUAACCAGUGCUUGGAAUAUUCAGUUUUAGCUACCUUUAUUCAAUCAAGUAUGAUGUCAUUAUAUCGCAACCCCUGUUAAUUGCUUAUUUGACUGUUCUUUUCACUACGGACACAUUGACUUCUCUGGGUGACUUCUCUUCUUCUCUGGGUGGUAGAGGUGAAUUUCACUAAACCCAAAUGUAAAUACACCAUCUCACCACCUGAUGGGAGAUUGUGGUCUUGCAUCAUCAGUGUUGAUACCGUUUAAAUAUAUUAAGAGCCACAGCAGCUGUAGCUCCACAACCCUGCAAGUACACACACAAGCCUCUUACAGCCAAUCGCUGGCAUACAACCUCGAGUAUCAUUGCACUGUAGGAGCCACCUGUUUAUUAACUGAAUGGAAAAAGAACAAAUGAGUUUGGAACAAAAGGAGUUGUAUUGAAGAAUAGUUGGCAAUCGCUGACUCGUAUCUCCAAUAGAAAAUGUAUAUAAUAAACAGAAAUAUUCUGAUAGAUUUUUUUUAAUGGUUUCUGUCACAUUUCAGUGGUUGUUGAAGGUUUGUUUUUACUGUAGUGGAUAACACUGUGUAUUUCUGUCAUGAAUUCUCACCAAGAAUGUGUGGUACAAAGCAAAGAUUGUCUCAGUUUUGUUCUCAAAUAAUAGGCAUUUAAGGCAGCCUGUUUAAUAUUGUCGGUAGUGUGGAUUACCAUGUUCAUAGAUGUUUUUCCCCAUUUUCUUUUACUUGAAAAGUAACAGGAAUAUGUAGAGGAUCUGAAAAUAUGAGCUUUCUGCUUUGCAUUGAUAAAAAUUGCCAGGCAGAAAAAUGAUUUUUCCAUCUAGGUUGCUUCAUGGGGAAAAAAUGCAAAGCCUCCCCAUGUUCAUGUGGGAUAGUUUUCUUUUCCAGGACAAUGUUCCAUUGAAUAAAAGUUGUCGUUUUACUUUUUGCUGUAGAGAAGUCAGUGCCUUCCCCUGCCUGCGGCUGGGCUUUUAUUGGAGAAGUGACUUUGAUGUCUAUGCAAGAUCUUUCCUACCAGCCUGCAUCAGAUAGUUCUUUGAAAUCUCAUGUAGCUCAUUUUGUGUACAUAGUGGUGUUUAGCACAUUUUGAAAUUGAACCAUCUGAAAGGUGGGAUGCUUAUGUUUAAUUGUAACAGGUACAUUGUACUUGUAUGUUACAGAAAACAUGUUUGUAGAUUGAUAUUAAGUUGGAUUUAGUUUCACUUAAUCUAUUUUUCUACUGUCACCUCAAAAGGUGCAUAACAGUGGUCAACUUGAGCAUCCUCAAAAUAAACUGAUUUGAUAUUAUGGAAAAUUA